Molecule: messenger RNA, 1992 nt
Organism: Formica exsecta
Lineage: Eukaryota; Metazoa; Arthropoda; Insecta; Hymenoptera; Formicidae
Gene: PIG-S
Product: GPI transamidase component PIG-S
Exons: 7
Biological process (GO): attachment of GPI anchor to protein
Cellular component (GO): GPI-anchor transamidase complex
Source: RefSeq, a predicted model, not a curated record
GCUUUAGAUCGCUUUUUUUCUGAUUUUAAUUUGCGAUUUUCAGAAAUCUACCAAUUGGAUGUGAAGCACCAAGUGAUAUCCAACAAUCUGCUGGCAUACGCCUUCACGUAUCACGAGCUUGAGAAGGUAGCCUCGACUUUCGACCUGGACAUGGGUAGCUUGCUGCUACUAGAAGCGACGAAUUUAAAUGACGCCGUUCUAAUCGGCUCCAAUAGAACGCUGUAUUUCUCUACCAAAACCAGUGCUGCUAAAUUGGUGCAAGUAUUGUCGGAAUGGAUUCUUCACGAUAAGUCAUUGGCACUGACAAAGAACGCGCUCGCCGAACCCACCGUGUAUAAUUUGGACGAGGAGAACAGGAGACGAUUUCCAGUCAGUCCGGCAUACGAUGUUCUGAUCACCCUAGUUAAUCCUGAUCCCGAGAAGUUGAAGAUCGAUUGGAACUUAAGGACAGUGACUGAAGAAUAUAUACAGCCGUUUGUAGACGAACUAUCCAUCUUGAGUAAUUUCUCGGUCAAGUCGCAGUGGCUCUAUCUACUGCCGUUGGACGUGAAUCCCAGACGCGUGCCCGAUAGCAGUCCAAGCCGCAGGCAUUUCGCCUUACGCGAGAGCGUUUUGCCGCAGCUGGUGACCCCGUUGGAGAAAAAAUUAGCGUCGCAGGUCAGUCUUCAUCCGUGUAUUAACCUGGUCGUCUACACGGUACCAUGCAGCAGCGCGCCCCUGCAUAUCUACACCCGCAGUGGACAUAAGUCGCGAACAGACAGCAAUGUGGAAGCUUUCCUCUCCCCGAGAUGGGGUGGCGUGGUUUUGAUUAACCCACCGUCAAAGGCUUGCGAAGAUGCGCGGGAGAAUGAAACCGUCACUAUUGUUCCCGAGGAGACCGCUGUAGUAGGCACGUUCUUGGCACAACUCAGAUUAUUGUUGGGCAUCCCGGAAAUGAAACCCAUCGACGGAGUGACGACGAUGCCAUUGAUGGGGCUAAAAUCGCGCGACUGGGAGAUCGAUUCUUUACUGAGGUUUCGCACCGUCGAGCAAUUGACCUCGGCGAAACUAACCCUGCAAUCAUUGGCGCGAUUGUUGAAGGAGAUCAGCAACAUCGUUAUCACGGACGUGGUUGGGAACAGGAUUAAGACUGCGCUUGAGUUGGUGCACGAAUCCGCGGAAUACCUCCGACGUGGCGAUCUGGAGCGAAGCUUCGUUCUCAGCAAGGAGGCCUUCGUCACCGCCGAGGCGGCUUUCUCCGAUCCAACGCUUUUGGCGCUUCUCUACUUUCCGGAAGAUCAGAAAUAUGCAGUGUAUAUUCCCUUGUUCCUGCCGGCGAUGAUACCGGUGUUGUUAUCGCUUAAGAAUAUACGAAGAUACUACUUUCUCUAGAAGAGUAACAAGAUAGAAAGGACGGGCCGUAGAGAAAGUAAGAAUGAUAAGGAUAGUAAACCAAAGAUCGAAUAACGAAAAUGCAUUUAUCUAAUCGAUAAAACAUGAUUACGUGUAUACAAUCGAAUGCGAUUCAAGAUUAUUUCUCGACCAAGAGGUAAUGUAUAGCAAUAAUAGACAUGUAAUUUCGUACGUUUCUUACAGUUUAUAUAUACCAAGUUUCGUGCAGUGACUGUUUAUCGUAGAAAAAGCUCUUAUCUAUGUUUUUUUUAUUUUUCAUUGCGUGUAGCAAAAAGAAUAUAUAUCUAUCGUAUUUCGAGUAUCAUUUAAUCAACGAUCGAGUCGUAUUACAUAAAGUUAGGCGCUUAAGGACGGUUGUCCGUUAUAUAGUAUUGUAUAACGAUCAUUAAGUACGACAAUAGAAUUGUAAGAAUUUUUACUCACCGGCGGCAAUGAUUUCGCAUCGAAUAUUCUCUCGCAAAGAAAAAAAAUAUCGAAAGGAAAACGUAUGAAGAAAAUGGUAAUAACUUUGUUUUAUUUUAAAGAGGCAAUGAUUCGAUGAAAUAUGGGUGUAUGAAACCACAUGUGUGCAAAAAUAUAAUAAACAAUUUCUUUCUUGAG